CCCCCUGCUCACGUAGCUUGUGCCCCAGCUCAGGACACUGGGUUCUCUAGGAGCUGUCCCAGGCUUAAUGAUUGUCCAGAAGGUGGCUAUAAAGAGAGCCUGGGAGGAGGAGUAAAGAGAAAAAAGCCUAUCUCAGCAGAUCUGCACACUGAAAGAGCAGCAGGCAGGAGCUGUGGUCAGACUCCGGGUCCUGGCCAGUAGGGCUUGCUGGCUUCUACCAUGGCGGCCCAAGGCUAUGGUUAUUAUCGCACUGUGAUCUUCUCGGCAAUGUUUGGAGGGUACAGCCUGUAUUACUUCAACCGCAAGACCUUCUCCUUUGUCAUGCCAUCAUUGGUAGAGGAGAUCCCUAUGGACAAGGAUGACUGGGGGCUUAUCACCAGCAGCCAGUCGGCAGCCUAUGCCAUUAGCAAGUUUGUGAGUGGGGUACUGUCUGACCAAAUGAGUGCUCGCUGGCUCUUCUCUUCUGGGCUGCUCCUGGUUGGCCUGGUCAACGUAGUCUUUUCCUGGAGUUCUACAGUGCCUGUCUUCGCUGCUCUCUGGUUCCUCAAUGGCCUGGCACAGGGGCUGGGCUGGCCCCCAUGUGGGAAGGUCCUGAGAAAGUGGUUUGAGCCAUCUCAGUUUGGCACUUGGUGGGCCAUCCUGUCAACCAGCAUGAACCUGGCUGGAGGGCUGGGCCCUAUCCUGGCAACCCUUCUCGCUCAGAGCUAUAGCUGGCGCAGCACCCUGGCCCUGUCUGGGGCCCUGUGUGUGGCUGUCUCCUUCCUCUGUCUCCUGCUCAUCCGCAAUGAACCUGCUGAUGUUGGACUCUGCAACCUGGACCCCCCCCCUUCCAAGGGCAAGAAGGGCUCCUUGAAGGAGGACAGCACCUACAGGAGCUGCUGCUUCCCUUACCUGUGGGUGCUCUCCACUGGCUACCUUGUGGUGUUUGGAGUAAAGACUUGCUGUACUGACUGUGGGCCAGUUUUUCCUUAUCCAGGAGAAGGACAGUCAGCCCUCGUGGGUAGCUCCUACAUGAGUGCCCUGGAGGUUGGAGGCCUUGUAGGCAGUAUUGCAGCCUGGGUACCUAUCAGACCGGCCAUGGCAAAGGCAGGGCUAUCUACUUACGGGAACCCUCGCCAUGGCCUGUUGCUGCUCAUGAUGGCUGGCAUGACAGUGUCCAUGUACCUCUUCCGGGUAACUGUGACCAGUGACUCCCCCAAGGAUAUUGCUUUCUGGACUCUGGCUCUUCACCCUCUUGCUGAGCUCACAGGCUUUAAGGAACAUGAGCUCUGGAUCCUGGUGCUGGGAGCGCUGUUUGGUUUCUCUUCUUAUGGUCCCAUUGCCUUGUUUGGAGUUAUAGCCAACGAGUGCGCCCCUCCCAACUUGUGUGGCACCUCCCAUGCCAUAGUGGGACUGAUGGCUAAUGUGGGUGGCUUUCUGGCUGGGUUGCCCUUCAGCUCCAUUGCCAAGCACUACAGCUGGAGCACAGCCUUCUGGGUGGCUGAAGUGAUCUGUGCAGCCAGCACAGCUGCCUUCUUCGUCCUACGAAACAUCUGCACCAAGAUGGGCCGAGUGCCCAAGAAGGCUGAAUGAAGAGUGCAGGCUCCAGAGUAUCCCCUCCCACCUGGUGGCCUUUUACCUGCAUGGGGCUAGGAGAAAAGAGGGGUCUGCUGUGGCUAGCACUGAACCUUUGGCUUCCCUUUUAUGCUCCUUCUCCCUAGCCCAGAUGGCACUGGAAAUUAUCAGUCACUAAUAAGGUCCCAGCUCCCCAUUCUAUGCUCUAUUUAAAAGACAACCUUUGUUCUUGGACUCUUGUUUUCUGCUUUCAAAUAGGAAACUACUGCAGUCAGGGAGUCUCCUAUACCAUUUUUCUGAGUCCUUCCCUGUCCUCAUCUCACCCCAUCCCUACCAGAGGUGAGGCUCCUCCUGCAGCUGCAGGGCACCCAUCGCCCCUGCCUUCUCCCCUAUGGCCUCUCAGUAGGGGUAGCUACUACUGCCAAUACCUCAGGCUCUAGGGGAAGAGAGGCCAUCACUCUUACCAUUAUCCUGGGUACAACAGGGAGAUAUGGGUAGGAGGGUAGAAAGACUUGUUAUAGAAAUUAAAACUAGAUUUGAUACUAAA
Phyllostomus discolor (pale spear-nosed bat) is the source of this 2101-nucleotide messenger RNA. RefSeq names its product solute carrier family 37 member 4 (gene SLC37A4). Gene Ontology annotation, molecular function: glucose 6-phosphate:phosphate antiporter activity. NCBI's taxonomy places the organism in Eukaryota, Metazoa, Chordata, Mammalia, Chiroptera, Phyllostomidae. The record is from RefSeq and is a predicted model, not a curated record. Gene Ontology annotation, biological process: phosphate ion transmembrane transport; glucose-6-phosphate transport. Gene Ontology annotation, cellular component: endoplasmic reticulum membrane.